AUGGAGACAGCGUCGGACGCCUCGGUCCGGUUCGUCGACCAUGACGAUUCCGACUCGGACUCCGACUCGGCGAGACUCACUGCCGACCGCCGCGGCAACUCAAAGAACGGGCUCAGCCAAGCUAGGGCUGAACUAAAAAAGAAAGAGGAGGAAGACAGGGAGCUCGCCUUCGAGCGUACCCUGCGCAGCCGAGCCUUUAAAAAGGCGCCGGCUGCGGCGCCGGUGGUCAACGAGCCGACCCCCGCAAUAAACAUCGCAGACCCAGCCGACUUAAGCGCCGAGGAGCUCCGCGCGGAGGCUGGCCGAAAUGCGGCCCAGAUACGAGAGGUCGCUCUUAAAUCCUCCAACUUAAAAGGAGGAUUUAUUAAAAAGCUAAAAGACGCAGCGACCUCUCUGGAGGGUGUGGUCGAGGCCCUCGCCUCUCGGACGGAGGCCGAGGAGAGCAGGAGGCUCCGGGCGGACAACAACCGCCUGCACAGGGAGGUUGAAAACCUCAAGGCGGAGCUAAAGGCCCACCGCCGUGAGUACGCGGAGAUGCGUACCACGGUGGCAGCGGCGACCGAGGCGGCCAACACCCCGCGAGGCGCUCCUUCGAUGGAGGAGCUCAAGGACUUCAUCGUCAGGUCGAUCGGCGCGGCGAUGAAGGACCAAUUGGCGGGCCUGGAGGAGCGCCUCCCUGCGAGGAUGCAGCGACCUCCCUCCGCGGCAGAUAAACCGCAAGAGGUGACGCCGUCUCACGCGUCGGCGGCCCGUCAGCCGGCGAUUCCGAAUAAGGCCAGGAAAACGGCCCCACCAGUGGCACAAUCGCCGACCGCAGGCCCUCCAUGUGCGACGGUAAGCGCCCCGGUUGCACCGGCGACGUCCCAGACACCACCGAACAAGGAAACGUCCUGGUCCACGGUGGUGAAGAAGGGCAGGAAGGGGAGCAAGACCACCCCUUCCGCCGACGCUACGGCCACAAAGGCGCCGCCGAAGACGCCUCAGGUGGCCAAGCCGAAGCUGGCCACUCCGCGCACGGCUGCCAUCGUGCUCACGCUGCAGCCGGCGGCUGAGGAAAAGGGCGUCACUUACGCUCAGGUCCUUGAGAGGGCGGAGCAAGGAGUGAAGCUCCAAGACCUCGGCAUUUGCGGCGGCCUGAAAGUGAGACGGACUGCGACAGGGGCCAGGGUACUCGAGAUACCGAGGGCCCAAGCGGAGCAGGCAGGGAAGCUGGCUGAGAAGCUCCGCACCGUGCUCGACGGGGUCGCCAAUGUCGCACAGCCAGUGAAGAAGGCCGACCUGAAGGUGACGGGGCUCGACGACUCCGUCACCUUGGAGAAACUGGCCGCGGCGAUCGCGCGCGCCGGUGACUGCUCCUCCGAGGCGGUGAAGUGCGGAGUGAUGCAGCGCGGACCCGGCUAUAUGGGGAUGGUCCGCGUCACCUGCCCCCUCACGGCAGCGAAGAAGCUGGCCGCUGCCGGCGUCGUCGAAGCUCUGGCGUCCCGGACGGAGGCCGACGAAGCCCGUAACCUCCGUGCGGAUAACAGUCGUAUGCGCAGGGAGAUUGACUCCCUCAAGGCGGAGCUAAAGGCCCACCGCCGUGAGUACGCGGAGAUGCGUACCACGGUGGCAGCGGCGACCGAGGCGGCCAACACCCCGCGAGGCGCUCCUUCGAUGGAGGAGCUCAAGGACUUCAUCGUCACGUCGAUCGGCGCGGCGAUGAAGGACCAAUUGGCGGGCCUGGAGGAGCGCCUCCCGGCGAGGAUGCAGCGACCUCCCUCCGCGGCAGAUAAAACGCAGAUGUCGCAGGGUCCACCGCCGUCUAUCUCGACGGCCCGCCAGGACGGGGGUGUGGGAGCCCCAGCCAAGCCUAGGAAGGCGGCUGCUCUGGCUGCUCAGACCAAGCCCACCGCUUGCCUACCGAGCGCACCGGCACCGGCGACGUCCCAAACACCACCGAACCAGGAGACGUCCUGGUCCACGGUGGUGAAGAAGGGCAGGAAGGGGAGCAAGACCACCUCUUCCGACGCUAAGACGCUGCCGAAAACGCCCCAGCCAGCCAAAUCGAAGCUGGCCACCCCUCGCUCGGCUGCAAUCGUUCUCACGUUGCAGCCGGAAGCAGUAGGAAAGGGCGUCACCUACGCGCAGGUCCUGGAGAGAGCGGAGCAAAGUGUCAAGCUCCAGGACCUAGGAAUCAGCGGUGGGCUGAAGGUGCGACGCACGGCGACCGGAGCCAGGGCUCUCGAGCUGCCGAAAGCCCAAGCGGAGCAGGCCGAUAGGUUGGCGGCGAAGCUCCGCACAGUUCUCGACGGGGUCGCUGACGUAGUGCGCCCGGUCAAGAAGGCCGACCUGAAGGUGACGGGGCUCGACGACUCCGUCACCUUGGAGAAACUGGCCGCGGCGAUCGCGCGCGCCGGUGACUGCUCCUCCGAGGCGGUGAAGUGCGGAGUGAUGCAGCGCGGACCCGGCUAUAUGGGGAUGGUCCGCGUCACCUGCCCCCUCACGGCAGCGAAGAAGCUGGCCGCUGCCGGUCGCCUCCUCGUCGGGUGGAGCUCGGCCAAGCCCGGGCUCUGA
Messenger RNA from Vanessa atalanta (red admiral), 2553 nucleotides. RefSeq names its product protein MLP1 homolog. Lineage: Eukaryota; Metazoa; Arthropoda; Insecta; Lepidoptera; Nymphalidae. Bases 1 to 2553 code for a protein of 850 amino acids. The record is from RefSeq and is a predicted model, not a curated record. The transcript has 3 exons.